Sitophilus oryzae (rice weevil) is the source of this 1845-nucleotide messenger RNA. Its product is annotated as piggyBac transposable element-derived protein 3-like. The transcript has a single exon. The coding region runs from base 1 to 1845 and encodes 614 amino acids. The record is from RefSeq and is a predicted model, not a curated record. NCBI's taxonomy places the organism in Eukaryota, Metazoa, Arthropoda, Insecta, Coleoptera, Curculionidae.
AUGGCGUACAGUUCAAGAAAUUUGUCAACAGAACAAUUGAGAGAGAUUUUAGAAAGUGAACAGUUUUGGGAAGAUGAAGAAUCUGCUGUACAUGAAGUGCCCGACCAGGAGGAUGAUACAACAACCCUAUUGGAUGAAGUUAACACACUGGAAGAAAUUGAGGCCUUUGCUGACGAAAGUGACAAGGAAGAUGACGAGGCAAUUUUUAGCGACCACAAUACCGACAGUGAGUUAGAAGUUUCAGACUCGGAUGAAGAAGCGCCUACCAUUACUAGAAAUGCCUGGUAUGGAAAAGAUGGUACUAAAUGGUCAAAAACGCCAGUUAUUAGGGGUCGCACGGCAUCUCAUAAUUUAGUCACGGUUCUGCCAGGACCUAAAGGAACUGUCCGAAACAAUCCUCCAUCAACGCCCCUCCAGGCUUGGAGCUUACUGCUAACUGAUGAUAUGCUGGGACAAUUAGUUAUAUAUACGAAUAUAAAAAUAGGUACGUGUCGAGAAAAAUACCGUAAGUUUAAAAGACGCCUACAUUCAAAAAAGAAGUGUAGGCCUGUAUUCACCAGCGAUACCACAUUGUCCGAAAUGAGAGCAUUUUUGGGCCUUUUAUACUUACAAGGAAUUUUCAAAUCUGGUCACGAGGACAUUAGGUCAAUGUGGGCUACGGAUGGAACAGGAAGGCCUAUUUUUCGCGCCACCAUGAGUCUUGCUCGAUUUUCAUUUCUAUUAAGUUGUAUAAGGUUUGAUGACGUCACAACUCGAAAAGAAAGGACUAUUACAAAUAAACUAGCUGCAAUUUCAGAAUUUUUUGACAAAUUUGUCGAAAAUUCUAAGUUAUCGUAUAGCCCAGGAUAUUAUUUAACUGUUGACGAGAUGCUAAUACCGUUUCGUGGGAGAUGUUCGUUCAGAAUGUUUAUUCCCAGCAAACCUGCCAAAUAUGGCAUUAAAGUUCAAAUUUUGACAGACGCAAAGACUCAUUAUAUGGUCAAUGCAGAAAUAUAUUGCGGUGCUGAAAUAAAAACAGCUGAACCCAAAUCCAAGCUAUCAAAUCCUACAAGAGUUGUUUUACGACUAGCACAGUGUGUUGAAGGUACUAAAAGAAAUAUAACUGGCGACAACUGGUAUAGCUCAGUUGAACUUCUUGAGGCUCUCAAAGAAAAAAAAAUAACAUAUGUGGGCACUUUGAAGAAAAAUAAGAGAGCCAUACCUCCUGAAUUUUUACCUCAUAGGAAUAGACAAGUUGGUUCUUCAAUUUUUGGAUUUUCUGCAUCUAAUACCAUAGUCUCUUACGUCCCGAAAAAAGGCAAAGGUGUCAUUUUACUUUCCAGCAUGCACCAUAGUUUUUCAAUAAACCAAGAUACGCUGAAGCCAGAAAUAAUUCAUUUUUAUAAUGAGACAAAAUCAGGUGUAGACGCCCUAGAUGCAAAGUGUGCGAAAUAUUCUACGUCUAGAAGAACAAAUCGGUGGCCAGUAGCGAUUUUUCAUGCCAUCUUAAAUAUUGCCGGUGUCAAUUCUCGGGUAAUAUACCAAUUUUCUAAAGAUGGUGAAGAAAUUUCGCGAUAUGACUUUAUAAAACAACUUGGAAUGCAGUUAAUUGACGAGCACGUGCGUUCCAGAAUGGUCAACCCUAAAGUACCAUUGAAAAUCCACAAUUUAAUAGCUGAUGUUCUACAAAUCACAAUUCCAGUUGAGAAAGAAGUCACAGAACCUGUAAUUAAAAGCAAGCGAAAGAGAUGUGGUAUUUGUCCCGCCAAGAAGGAUAGGAAGACAGCCAUUAAUUGUGAUGGUUGUAAAAUACCAAUUUGCAAUCAAUGUUGCAAAAAAAUGUGUCCGAAGUGUUUAGAUAAGUAG